This is a messenger RNA of Vitis vinifera (wine grape), 771 nucleotides long. Its product is annotated as vegetative cell wall protein gp1-like. The record is from RefSeq and is a predicted model, not a curated record. Lineage: Eukaryota; Viridiplantae; Streptophyta; Magnoliopsida; Vitales; Vitaceae. The coding region runs from base 1 to 771 and encodes 256 amino acids. The transcript is spliced from 3 exons.
AUGGCAAAGACCAGAGGAGGCCUUUUCGGCUCCCCAUCCUCACCGACACCUCGACCACAUCGAGCCGCCAUCGGAGCCGCGCCCUCGCCUCCUGUUCAGGCCCCGGCCAUUCCCCCAUCUGAGGGGGAAGCUCCUUCUCAGCGCCGAUACCCCACCAGGAGGCCACCCACGGAACCUGUGCCACCAGCCGAGCAAGCCGCGAGCCCUGUUUCUCGGCCACCAGCGAAGAGAACUAAGUUCUCGGGUCCUGGAGAGUCAUCCCAUGCGCCUCAGGCAGAGCCGCCUACAGAGGAGCCUCAGAUUCCUGUAGAGAAUAAUCCUGAGACCAUUAUCAGGCGUCCCAUGAUAGCCGGACCACCGAUAGAAGCCCCAACUGUGCCUACACCUCCAAAGCUACCCCGAGAUGAGCAGCUACCUCAGGCCCAGCAGGAUGAGAUUCUCAUAGACACCACACCUCCUGCCCCUGCAGCACACACCUCUGUGCAUAUGCCUGAGGCUAUACAUCCUUCUUCUCCUCUCACUCAGGCUGCUCCACCAGUCAUGCCAGCUACCCCAGUACCUCCUCCUUCAUCUGAGCCCACUGUCACCGUUUCUCUUACGGAAUUCAGAGGCCUAAUUCAGCAGCAUUUGAGUAUGCAGACACCUUUUGGGCAUGAUAGGUCUGCACCAUCCGAGCCUCUAGUGCCAGAUGAGGAGAGCUUACCAGCUGAGCAGCCUAUACCAGAGGAGCAGAUCAGAGCAGAGCCAUCACAUGAUCCCACUACUAUCUGA